CAUGAAGGCUAUCAUAUACUCCUACUUCCUUCGCUUUCACGGCUCACCCAGGUGCAGGCAGUAUGCUCAUUUGGGGGCGCCUUCUACUGACCCCACCAUCUUACAGCCUGUUGUGUUUGACUCUCAUUCACCCAUUAACUUCGUAUUUUCACAAACCUCGACUCGCCGUUGAUUUCCGAAUUUCUAUGAGCCCACUCAUUCAAGACCUUAAGACCAUCAGGCGCUUUGCUGCCCCUGUAGCCCUCACUGUCGUUGUAGCCUCGACCGUCCCAAGUCUUGCAGCACUUCCUCGUACGUUCCUCACAGAUUGAUCAAUCAAAAUGAAGUCACAAUAGGUGGUUCCGUUCCUUUCGUACGAUCUCUUGUGAACAUGCCUGUCUGU
Molecule: messenger RNA, 382 nt
Organism: Suillus discolor
Lineage: Eukaryota; Fungi; Basidiomycota; Agaricomycetes; Boletales; Suillaceae
Exons: 1
Coding region: 63-311 (82 amino acids)
Source: RefSeq, a predicted model, not a curated record